Molecule: messenger RNA, 2262 nt
Organism: Oncorhynchus nerka (sockeye salmon)
Lineage: Eukaryota; Metazoa; Chordata; Actinopteri; Salmoniformes; Salmonidae
Product: calsequestrin-2-like
Exons: 11
Coding region: 354-1577 (407 amino acids)
Biological process (GO): regulation of cardiac muscle contraction by regulation of the release of sequestered calcium ion
Cellular component (GO): Z disc; sarcoplasmic reticulum lumen
Molecular function (GO): calcium ion binding
Source: RefSeq, a predicted model, not a curated record
AGAGAGAACGAGGAAGGAAAAGAGGCAGAAAGAGAGCUAGAGAGAGUGCGGAAGAGAGAGAGAGAGGGAGGAAGAGAGAGAGGAAGGGGAAGCGAGAGAGAGGCAGAAAGAGAACUAGAGAGAGAGAGAGUGAAAUAAUACAACCAAAGCUGGAGACUUUAGGAUAAACAAUAAUUCUUCUCUUGCUUGUUAUUUUCAAAAACGUAUUUUUCUGUUUCUUUAACUGGUGCAAAUUGGUGGCUAGUACUGGCUACUACCCAUUGAAGGCUCAAGGGUUCUAGUUCUGUAUAGUUUCCCCUGCUUCUUCCAGUUCCUACUCAUUGUCCACUAGUGGGCAUUUCCCUCUAAGAAGCAUGCAGCUCCUCUGGCUGUCCCUAUUGCCCUGUCUGUACCUGGCCUCGCUGUGCUCUGCAGAGCAGGGACUGGAGUUCCCCAGCUUUGACGGGAAGGACCGCGUUCUGCACAUCAACGAACGCAACUACAAGAAGGCUCUGAAGAGGUUUGACAUGCUAUGCCUACUCUACCAUGAACCGCAGCCGGCUCACAAAGGCAGACAGAAGCAGCUUCAGAUGACUGAGCUUGUGCUGGAGCUGACUGCACAGGUCCUGGAGGACAAGGACAUUGGCUUUGGGAUGGUUGACUCUCAGAAGGAUGCCAAAGUUGCCAAGAAACUGGGUUUGGAGGAGGAGGGCAGUAUGUACAUCUUCAAGGACGACCGUGUGAUCGAGUUUGACGGGGAAUUCUCAGCAGACACCCUGGUGGAAUUCCUGCUGGAUGUGUUGGAGGACCCAGUGGAGCUCAUCAGUAACCCUAUGGAACUGAGGGCCUUUGAGAGGAUGGAGGAAGACAUACGCCUCAUUGGUUACUUCAAGGGAGAGGACUCAUACUACAAGGCGUUCCAGGAGGCCUCAGAGCGGUUUCAGCCCUACAUCAAGUUCUUCGCCACAUUCGACAAAGCUACGGCGAAGCACCUUUCUCUGAAGAUGAACGAGGUGAACUUCUAUGAGCCCUUCAUGGAAGAACCAGCCAUCCUCCCUGGCAGGCAACUCUCAGAGAUGGAGAUAGUGGAGUUUGUCCACCAACACAAAAGGGCGACUCUGAGAAAGUUGCGUGCAGAGGACAUGUUUGAGACGUGGGAGGAUAACCUGGAUGGGAUCCACAUCGUAGCCUUUGCUGAGGAGGAAGACCCAGAUGGUUAUGAGUUCCUGGAGAUCCUGAAAGACGUGGCCAGAGACAACACCAACAACCCUGAGCUCAGUAUAGUGUGGAUAGACCCUGAUGACUUCCCACUGCUGACCACAUACUGGGAGAAGACCUUCAAGGUGAACCUGUUUAAGCCUCAGAUUGGAGUUGUGAACGUGACAGAUGCGGACAGUGUCUGGCUGGACAUGUCCAACGAUGAAGACCUGCCCACAGCUGAGGAACUGGAGGACUGGAUCGAAGACGUGCUGUCUGGGAAGGUCAACACUGAGGAUGACGAUGAUGUGAAGGACGAUUAUGACGGGGUUGACCGGGAGGAUAGGCACCAGAGUGACGAUCACGAUGAUGACUAUGACGACCAUGAUGACAGUGACUAACCUGCAGUCCAGCAGAGAUUGCAUGUUUUAUUGAACAGUCUGGUAUUUUAUCUUGUAUUUUCAUGAAAAUUGUAGGGUAAAAUGGUAGUUAUAGAGAAUUAUCGAAUAGUAAACGCUUGGUUUCUUUGGGAUUUAUUUAAAGAUGUCCAUGUAUAGCUUUACUACUUGAUACCAGGUAUCUGCAGUGAUAUCUGCAGUGUUCAGUUCUUUGUACUAGAAGCACUAAAAUAACCAAUUGUUACAAUGCAAUUUCUCAGACCAUAGCACGUAAAUACUUAAUUAGACUGUGAAAUAAACUGCAACACCAGUACAUCAUAGAAUGACUUGUUACAUUUUCUAAAUGAAAGCUAAAGCUUCUUUAUGGCAGAGGAUUGUAAAGGUUCUUAUGAGUCCAGGUUGUGUUGUCUUGAUUCCAUAAAUACUUGAUUGUAUAAUUAUGUGAUUGUGUAUGAAUAAAUGUAAUGUAACCUAAAGGUUUUGGGUGUGUGAUGUGUGUGUCCCAGUGGAGGCUGGUGGGAGGAGUUAUAAGAGGGCGGACUGUUGUAAUGGCUGGAAUGGAAUAAAUGGAACGAUAUCAAACAUAUAGAAACCACGUUUGAUUCCGUUCCAUUUCUUCCAUUCCAGCCAUUACAAUGAGCCAGUCCUCCUAUAACUCCUCCCACCAGCCUCCACUGGUGUGUACAUG